Messenger RNA from Lactuca virosa, 984 nucleotides. The record is from the annotation of a GenBank genome assembly. Lineage: Eukaryota; Viridiplantae; Streptophyta; Magnoliopsida; Asterales; Asteraceae.
AUGGACACCUCACAAAAUUGUCCAGAGAGAUCCAACGACUCCUCUCACUCACAACGUCGCAAAUUAAGAGUUCUGUGGCUCCUUAGUCUCAUACUUCUCUCCUUGUUGUUGUUGUAUUACGCCCUCCCUCAUUGUACACGAACAAGGGCGGCUUUUGUUUUCAUCAUAGGUUUCUGGAUGCUGGAUCUUGCUAAUAACACCGUUCAGGGCCCCGCUCGAGCUCUCUUGGCUGAUUUAGCAGGCCAUGAUCAGAGGAACUCAGCAAAUGCUAUGUUUUGUUCAUGGAUGUCGAUUGGAAACAUCUUAGGGUUUCUAUCUGGUUCUAGUGGAAAUUGGCACAAGUGGUUUCCUUUCUUUAAAAGUAGAGCUUGUUGUGAGGCAUGUGGAAAUCUGAAGGCAACUUUUUUAGUUGCAGCGACUGGGUCUGAAAGUUCAGACUCAAAACCCCUGACAAAUUCUGGUAAAUCAUCUGAGGUUGAAGAAGAAGAUCAAGUUGAAACUUUUAAUGAUAAUCCAUGGGCAGUUUUGGUCAACUUGUUGACCAGCUUAUGCCAUUUACCAGUAGGGAUGCAUUCAAUGCUUAUUGUCAUGGCUCUCACAUGGUUGUCAUGGUUCCCUUUUUUUCUUUUUGAUACGGAUUGGAUGGGGAGAGAGGUUUAUCAUGGGGACCCAAAAGGAGAUGCUGCCAAAGUUGAAGCUUAUGAUGAAGGUGUUAGAGAAGGUGCUAUUGGUUUGCUAUUGAAUUCAUUGAAACAAUGGGUUUCUUUCUUCAUCUGGCGCUUAGGGAUGGAGGUGGUUCCAUUGUUAAUGAAAGCUAUUGGAUGGCAAGGAGGAAGUAUACUAGCCCUUGAGACACUAAAACGUGUGGUGGUUGCUGGAAAUAGGGCAUGGGAUGCACUUGUUGCACAAGGUCUUAGGUUAGUAAUCAUGUUUGUGUAUCUAAAAUCCAAUCGUCGCCAUCGAUCCAAGUCGACCUCGAUCUAG